Messenger RNA from Henningerozyma blattae CBS 6284, 381 nucleotides. RefSeq names its product Shg1p (gene SHG1). Lineage: Eukaryota; Fungi; Ascomycota; Saccharomycetes; Saccharomycetales; Saccharomycetaceae. The record is from RefSeq and is a predicted model, not a curated record. The coding region runs from base 1 to 381 and encodes 126 amino acids. The transcript has a single exon.
AUGGAUAAACAAAAUAUAGACCCUGCUCAACAAUUGGUGAUCGAUUUUAAAAGACAAGGUCAUUUCGAUAAAUUGAAAAACCAAAUCUUAUCAAACAAUAUAGAAAAUGAUCAAAACAUUCAAGAUUUAAUUAAAUUGAAAAUCAUUGAAAUUGUAAAUCAAAUGGUAUCAAAAGAUGAAUCUUUGAUUUUUAAAAAUAGAGGUAUAAAUUCAGCUCUCAUAGAAUCAAAAAUUAUUAAAGAUGAUUAUAAAUUAUUACAAAAUAAUGAAACUGAAAAUGAUUCAACAAAAAAUAUUGAUUUAAAUAAAUUUAUUAAUGAUUCUUUAAAUGAUUCAACAUUAUAUGAUGAAAUUUUACAAAUUUUAAAUUCAAUGGAUUAA